AUUCCACUUCUCUCUUCUCCAACGCGUCUUCUUUUUACACAGCGACAAUGGCAUCAAACAACAACACCAGCAACCUCCCCCGCGUCAUUCUCGGAACAAUGACUUUUGGGCUUGAGGACUCAACUAGCGAGGCCUCCGUCGUGCGCGUUAGAGGUGUUGAUAACGUGAAGCCCUUCCUGGAGACCUUUCAUGCCCAUGGCUACAUCGAGAUUGACACUGCGAGGAUUUACUGCAACGGCGACACUGAAAAGGUUCUGAGCCAGCUUCCGACGGCUCACUUCAAGAUCUCAACAAAGGUCUACCCCAUUACCCCCGGCGCACACGACGCGGUUGAGCUUCCCAAGCAAUUCCGUCGGUCACUGGAGGCGUUGAAUGCUAAAAAGGUCGACAUCCUGUACUUGCACGCACCGGAUUUCGCAACACCCUUCGAGGUUACCAUCAAGGCUGUGAAUGAACUCUACCGCGAAGGACUCUUUGAACGCUUCGGUUUGUCUAACUAUGCCUCAUGGCAGGUCGCCCUCAUCCAUGAGCUCUGCAAGCAGAAUGACUAUGUCCUUCCCACGGUCUACCAGGGCAUGUACAACCCAAUCGCUCGAUCGGUUGUCCCAGAGCUGCUUCCUUGCCUGAAGCACUUCAACAUUGGAUUCUAUGCCUAUAACCCUGUUGGGGGUGGUCUACUGACUGGCAAGUACAAGUUCGAUCAGGAUAAAGUCGAAGAAGGAAGUCGCUACGAUCCAAAGACCGGAUUCGGUAAAUUCUUCCGUGAGCGCUACUGGAACAAUUUGAACUUUGAAGGCGUGCAAAUCUUGGACAAGGCCGCCAAGGAGAACAAACUGACCUUGUUGGAAGCGACCCUGCGCUGGAUGCGACACCAUUCCGGACUCGAGGCUAAGGACGGUAUCAUUCUGGGAGCCUCAUCCGUUAAGCAUCUGGAGGAGAACUUGGCGGAUCUGGAGAAGGGACCCCUGCCUCAGGCCAUGCUAGAUGCGUUUGAUCGUGCAUGGGAGCAUGUCAAGCCGACCAGCCAAUCUUAUUACAAUCCUUCUACGAGCCGCCUCCGCUUCAAACUCGAGAACACCGACUAGGGUAGCUGAAAUGCAGACAAAAUGUACUUAGGAGCGGGUGAUUGCUCAAGCUGCUAUUUAAAUACUCUUACUCGUUAUCAAUUGUACUCGGCUUUCUUUUUUUGAUGCUACG
Molecule: messenger RNA, 1197 nt
Organism: Gamsiella multidivaricata
Lineage: Eukaryota; Fungi; Mortierellomycota; Mortierellomycetes; Mortierellales; Mortierellaceae
Product: Aldo/keto reductase
Exons: 7
Coding region: 48-1085 (345 amino acids)
Source: RefSeq, a predicted model, not a curated record